AUGGCGCGUAGAUCAAUCGCGUCCGCCCUCAACAAGAUUAGGAAUGAGAGAUUAGGCCAAGCUACUGCUGCCGAUCAAUAUGAAGUGGAAGACGAGAACGACCGCAUCUAUGAAGUGUUAUCGGAUGAGGAAUAUCAGAAGCGUAAUAAAGCCAGGAAAAUCCACCAGUUUGUCGAAGGGGCAGAUUCAAAUGAUGAUGAGGAUGAAGAGUACGAUUUUUACGAUUACGAUAAACCUGCCCAUAAUAGUACGUCAAGCCAUAAGAAAAUAGGGAAGAUGAAACCAUUGGUUCAGCACUUCGUUGAGAUGGCUCGGAAGGGCGGUGAAGCUAAACAAUCGCAUACUGAAAAGGAUUUCGACAUUAAAAAAUAUUAUGCACUUGAAAUGGAGUUGGACGAUGAAGAUGUGGGAAUUGGGCGCAAAAAUUGCCCUGAGAAUGACUUGGUUGCCCACAAAAUCGCUAAAUCUUUAAAUUCUUUUAAACACACACAAAAUAUAACCACCACGGAACACGAUAUAUCACUUUACUCAGAUAAUGCAUCCCAAUCGUCAAUCUCGCGUAAUGUCUACACUAAAAAUAAUCAAAAAUAUACUCAUCAAGCAAACGAUUGGUCAGAUGAUAAUUUAAUUUGCACUAGGAAUGAAAGGGACAAACGCAUAGUUACAGAUGAUUUAUAUGAUAUACACGACAGCGUCGAGAUAUCUAACACUGAUAACAUCGGCAUCGAUCAGGAUUUCCAUAUAUACGAUCAAAUAAAUGACGCUGAGAUCGAUUAUCCAAAGGUACAGCUGGAUACUCCAGAUGAAAAUAUCAAUGUAAAACCCACAGAUAUAUAUUUAUUGGAAGAUAAAUUUAUCGGUAUAUAUUGCUUGGAUUUGCAGGAAGAUUUCAAGGGCAACUUUUACAUUUUUGGCAAAGCUAUAACCUCGCCUUACACAGCGGAUAGCGUAGAUACCGCUAGCUGUUGCAUAAUAGUUACCGAAUGCAUGCGGGAUUUAUAUUUCAAAGUUAGAAUGGAUAUGAAGUUUACGAUAGAGAACUCUGAAACUGUAAUUGAUGCUCAAAAUUCCUUGUAUCAGAAGAUGAUUAUGAAGGGGUUUUAUAAGGAAUUACAGACACUCAAGUCCCACUAUGGCAUUCAAAAGGUUAUGUUCAAACUUGUGUGGAGAAAAAUUUUACAAAAUGGCCCUUGUGGUCAGCAAAUGUUUAUCAAGGUCUGUUACCCUUAUUCAUCUCCCGAAAUACGCCCUGAGCACUAUUCAGGUAUUCAUUAUACGGACAUUUAUGGCUUGAAUAGUUCUCUAGUGGAAAGGUUUGCUGUAAAGAGGAAGAUAAAGGGCCCUUGCUGGCUUAAGAUUAGGGAUGCAAAAUUGGUGAAGGAUAAUAUAUCGCGUUGCCAAUUUGAAUUCGUCACUAAGAGUCACAAAUCAGUUUUCAGGUGGAAUUACAAAGAUCAAGAGUCCAAAGUUCCCGAGCCUCCUCUGCCUAAGCUUUGUAUUUGCAGUUUAUCGCUAAAGAUGAUCUCAGUGAAUAACAUUCCCGAAGCAUUUCAAAUCUCAAUGAUUUACAACAAGGCAGCAAAAAUUGAGAACUUCACAUUUGAUCUGGGGAAUGAAAACCAAUUUGUUUGUGUGAGAAAAGUUGCCAAUAAGAAUUGGCCUGGUGGAAUGGAUAAGUUUUGCAAGAGUCGUCCUUACAUUUGUUUGACUGAUAAUGAACGGGGUAUGAUUGCGGUAUUUUUCGGCAAAUUGCAGCAAAUAGAUCCGGAUAUAUUGGUUUCCCAUGAUAUUGGCAACAAUAUCAUUGAUAAUCUCACCAAGCGUGCAAUUGCCACUGGUUUGCCCCAACGAAUAUCAUUUUCCCGCUUUAAAUUUUACAAGAGAGGGCAAACUUAUACUCAAGGGCGAUUAGUUUGCGAUACUCGUGUUUUACUAAAGGAAUACAGCCCCGGUCAGGUGAGCUAUGAUUUGGAGUCGUUGGUAAAGUUUGACAAGUGGAAACCCGAUGAAAAUUUCUCUAGGACAACAUUUUCGGUAGAAGAUAUUGAACCAUUUUUUAACAAUUUAAGCAAGAUGCUGGAAUUUAUACAAUCAAGUUCCAAGUUUGCCUACUAUAGCUUGGAUGCCUUAGUGAAGAUGCAGGCUUUAACAUUAACCCGUGAGUUAACAUGUAUUGCUGGCAAUUUGUGGUCGCACAGCCUUGCCUGUAUGAGAUCCGAAAGGAACGACAUGCUACUUUUGCACGAAUUUCAUCGCCUAAAAUACGUAAUUUCCAACAGUUUUCAAAAGCACAAAGAUACAAAAAGCGCUGCGACUAAAAAAGGUUCAUAUGAAGGAGGGUUAGUGCUUGAACCCAUAUUGGGGCUGUACGACACAUUCAUAUUGCUACUAGACUUUAAUUCCUUGUACCCAUCUAUCAUCCAAGAAUUCAAUGUAUGUUUUACCACGGCUGUGAUUUCACCCAUAGUAGAUCACAACAACAAUCUACAGGUGGAAACGAUAUCUACAGAACCCGGAGUUUUGCCAGCUGUGCUAAAGCGAUUAGUGGAGAUGAGGGCGACAAUUAAGAGUUCUAUGAUGUCGGAGAAGAACAGUCAAAAGAAGGCCCAAUUGCACGUUAGACAAUUGGCGCUUAAACUAAUUGCCAAUUCUUUGUAUGGAUGCUUAGGCUCUCCAUAUUCUCGUUUCCAUGCACAGCAUUUAGCAGCCUUUAUCACACUACAGGGGCGUAAUAUUUUAAUGGACACAAAGGAGAAGCUGGAAAGUGAAUUCAAGCUUCAAGUGAUUUAUGGUGAUACGGAUUCUUUGAUGUUAAACACCAAUAUUAGGCAUGAUGGAAGACUCGAGAGUUUUAAUAAAGCAAAUCAACUGGCUACAAUACUUUCUGGUAGCAUAAACAAGAAAUAUCGCAAGUUGGAGAUUGAAUUGGAUGCCAUAUUUGCUAGACUUCUUCUGCUUAAGAAAAAGAAGUACGCUGCGCUCAAGGUUAUCGACUAUGGGCAGAAGAAACUUGAAAUUGACAGCAAAGGGCUCGACUUUGUACGCCGUGACUGGUCACUGCUCACCAAGGAAAUUGGUGAUAAAAUCCUCAACAUCCUAUUCACAGCGAAUUUCGGCGAUAACGGCAUAGAUGAGGCAAUUGAAAAGAUUCACGAGCUAUUGACAUAUUUAUGCGGUGAAAUGGAUUCGGAUCGGGUGCCACUGGAAUCAUAUACAAUCACCAAGCAAUUAAACAGGAAUCCAGAGGAGUAUUCGGAUGCCAGUGCACUGCCACACGUAUCAGUGGCGCUAAGAGUUAAUAAACAAGGGAAGCGCACUAUUAGGGCUGGGCAGGAUAUAUCAUUUAUUAUAUGCUCGAAACAGUCGAUUGAGAAGAUAAAGGGGAAGGGUGACACGAUAAAUUUGUUAUCCCAACGUGCAUUCACCAUUGAAGAGGUGAAGGAGUUGGGAUUGAAACCUGAUUUGGAAUAUUAUAAGUCGGUACAGCUUCUCCCCCCCGUUAUUAGACUCUGCGGUAAUAUAGAGGGGACAAAUUCACAGAGAUUGGGGAGGUGCUUGGGACUUGCAAUAAAUGAAAGCUAUGAAAAAAGAGAAGGGGAAGGGGUACAACAUUCAAUAAUCUCCGAAUCCAGUGCGUUGAACUUGAUUAAAAGAUCAAUUGAUGAUUAUCGUGGCCUCAGUCUAUCUGCGGGUUUACACUGCAAUAACUGUGGCAAUAUGGUGAAUCCUGAGGCUUUUUUGCAGUAUUUUAGGUGCAGCAAUUGUAAAUUUUGGUUCCCAAUUAAUUCAAUUAAGAAUUGGAUACAACGAGUGAUAUUUGAGUUGGACACAAAUGCUGCAAUUUGUACAAGGAGAUGUACAAGUUGUGAAACUAGCACUCAAAGAGUGAUGAUAGGCGCUGUACAUCGAUGUCCACAAAUGGCAUGUCAGGCACAAGAUACAAUGGAGCAAUUUCUCACGGCAAAUAAAACUUUUCUCUAUUACGAUUACAUAGAAUUUUUGCUAAGAGGACCAUUAAGGGAAGGGCCUGAUGAUGCUGAGGAUGUAGAUAGGCCAUGCCUAGUUUCCGUAUUGAUAGAUCCCAAGGGCAGGAUCCAUCCACUGAAUGAAACCCCUAUUAGACAGAUUGAAAUUUCAGACUACAACGAAUUACUUAAUAAUUUGUCAAAGGAACAGUCAAUUGGCGCCUCCUCCGGACUUAAGAAGAUGUGUCCAACCAUCAUGUCACUGAUAAACAACGCAAGCUGCCUAAAGUUACACAUCUUAGACUACAACAGAGAGAGGAAGAAUCUGCGCUCGUUUGUACAAAAUCAACAGUCGCGGAAUGGAUACUCUCAAAUAUCUCUGAAUUCGCUGUUCUCCCCCUUUUCCGUGAUGAGGAGAGGAGGACAAUUUGAGAUUUUCACAGAUCAACUUUAG
Molecule: messenger RNA, 4419 nt
Organism: Babesia microti strain RI
Lineage: Eukaryota; Apicomplexa; Aconoidasida; Piroplasmida; Babesiidae
Product: DNA polymerase alpha subunit A
Exons: 22
Coding region: 1-4419 (1472 amino acids)
Biological process (GO): leading strand elongation; mitotic DNA replication initiation; lagging strand elongation
Cellular component (GO): alpha DNA polymerase:primase complex
Molecular function (GO): pyrimidine nucleotide binding; purine nucleotide binding; DNA-directed DNA polymerase activity
Source: RefSeq, a predicted model, not a curated record